AUAACGAAACGAAUGACGUGUGGUCUAGUAUAAAUUCAUUACUUUAUUGGUGUGACUAUUUCAAAAGUUUUAAAGCGAGCGCGACCACCGCACGUUGUGCAGCUACCGUUGCCACCCAACCUCGUAAAUUGCCGGCCUAGCAGAAACCAGCAAAAAGUUAACCUCAAUCGCGAAUAGUAAACGAUAUCAAGGUGAACUGUUUUCGGGAGCUAGUGACUAGAUUUGUACUUCACGGUUCGUCGUUUGCUAAUAAAAAAGGCGUGCUAGGAUAUUCAGAUGUGUCCCAUGGUUACGAGUUUAGCUGUUUAGUCAUCAGUGAUUAUAAAAUCGCGCUCGAACAUUGUGGAACCUUGUUGGUAUUUAAGAAGUGGAUUAUUAGUUUAAUAAUAUGGAAGACCUGAGUUUUAUCCCGGAUAUUCCGAGCGGGCCCCUGGAUGCGUAUAGAAAUAGCGCCUCGUUCGAUUGGAAGCGAUUGAAACUGGCUCUGGAAGGAGAUAUUGAGUUGUUAAAACUUAAGUACAAAAUAUGGCACACAUUAGAAAAGGACCAGUUGUUCGCCCACAACCACGUCACCCCCACAGUGGACGAGCAGAAACGGAUAACGCAGUUACAACUAAAACGAAUAAAUGAAUACAAAUUUCUGACAAAGGAGACGUUUAAAUCCAGUUACACAAAAAGGACGCGAACAUUAAUGACGAUAAACGAAGCGGUCCAGUCCUUGAAUCCUAGUGUUUCCGUCAAAAUGGCGAUAGGCAUUUACCUGGUAUCAAACGCUCUGCUGUCCCUUGGCACUGAAAGGCAUUUGAAGUUUUAUGAAGCGACGAUAUUGAACAGAGAGAUACUGGCCAGUAUGUCGCUCACCGAGAUCGCUCACGGAUCGGACGCGAAACUCAUGCGCACGACGGCUACGUACGACGCGCGCACGCGACAGUUCGUCGUGCACACGCCCGACUUCGAAGCGGCUAAAUGCUGGGUUGGUAAUCUAGGUAAAACCUGCACGCACACACUGCUAUUCGCUCAGCUGAUCACUCCAGAUGGGACCAACCACGGGCUCCAUGGGUUCAUAGUGCCCAUCAGAGACCCUAACACCCUUGAAGCGUACCCUGGACUCAUAGUCGGCGAUAUGGGGGAGAAGAUCGGCGUCCAUGGGAUCGAUAAUGGGUUCAUAAUGUUUAACCAGUACCGGAUACCGCGCGAGAGCCUGCUCAACCGAACUGCUGACGUCACCGAAGAUGGGGUGUACGAGAGCUCCUUCUCAGACCCCUCCAGGAUACUGGGGGCGGCUUUGGAGAACUUGUCUGCAGGUCGCGUCGGCAUAAUGCAAGAGAGCUGUCACUCGAUAUCGAGCGCGGUCGCCAUUGCGAUUCGUUACGCGGCGUCCCGCAAACAGUUCGGCGGGAAGGACGCCGAGAUACCGCUGAUCGAGUACGAGUUACAUCAAUGGCGCCUAUUCGGCUACGUGGCGGCGGCGGUGGUGUUCCGAGUCUACAUCGAGAGCUUCACGCGCGUGUACCUCGGCUUCGUGGAGAAGUCCCACUCGGGCGUCAGGGUCGAUAACCUGAGCGAAGCAGUAAGCGAGAUCCACGCGAUGGUGUCUUGCAGCAAGCCGCUGCUGACGUGGACGGUGCUGGACGCCGCACAGCAGUGCCGCGAGGCGUGCGGUGGACACGGCUUCCUGAAGUGCGCAAACCUAGGCGACAUCAGAAGCAACCACGAGCCGACAGUGACGUACGAGGGAGACAACAACGUGCUAUCUCAGCAGACCGGCAACUGGUUGCUUCGUCAGUACGAGGCGGCGCUGGCUGGUUCAGCGGUCGACUCCCCGAUAGGGACAGUCACGUUCUUAGCAGACUAUAGGAGGAUAAUGCAGAGUACGUUUAUGUGGACGGAGACGAGCCAGCUGAAGACUACUGAAUUCAUAAUAAACACAUACAAAUGGCUGAUAUGCUGGCUGCUCAAAGAGACACAUGAAAAAUACGAGUCUGAAAUAGCUAGCGGCCUAUCCAAGUUCCAAGCCAGGACCAAAUCACAAGUGUACCGUUGGAAGUGUCUGACGCGAGUGUACGCGGAGUACCUAUCUAUCAUCUUCUCUCUGGAAUCCAUAGAGAAGAAAGAGAAAGAGCUACAGCCAGUGAUGUAUAAGCUGUUUUACUUAUACGGGCUGUGGUCGCUAGAUAAACAUUUGGUAGAGAUGUACCAAGGGGGUUACGCGAGCGGGGAAGCCCCUACGAGGUUGAUACGGGCGGCCAUCUUGGAAUUAUGUUCAGAUGUCAAAGGAGAAGUUGUUAGCGUAGUGGAUGCGCUUGCGCCGACGGAUUUCGUGCUGAAUUCCGUGCUCGGGAAGAGCGAUGGAAAUCUAUACCAAAACAUUGAGCAUGCCCUAUUCAACGCGCCCGGUACCAUCGGCCGCGCGAAAUGGUGGAGGCAGGCCAUCACCAAGAUGUCGUCUAAGCUGUGAAAAUACAAGGUGUUCUUGAAGAGGUAUUAUCUGUAGUUAUUGUAUAUUGUUUUAGGACGUUGUUGAACAUUUAUACAGGAUGUUUAAGGGUUGCCAUGGAUUUAGUAAAGUCAUUAUUACGAGCGAUUGGGUCAAGAUAACUUUUGGUACAACUAUACAGUGUGUAAAAAAUGGUACUUACCUCCAAAUGUCACAGUUACUGAAGUCAAUAUUUUGGUACUGUAUUAUUCAAAUCAUAGGCAAUGGGACUAUCAAUCAAUUAGUGAUAUUGAGUUGAUUCCGGGGGAAAGGUAAAAUUAAAUUUUAAUUUAUUUGGAGAAGGUAAAAAGGUGACAGUUUAGGUGUAAAGUAGUCUGUCACAGGCAAAAGUAUUAUUCUUUCUUUUCUUUCUUUCAAUGGUAGAUUGAUCCGAAGAUACGGAAGCGACAACGCAGGAAGACAGAAGAUGCUUUUUGAAACUGUCAUGAAAGUCAAUAUCGUAGUAUAAUAUCUUGUUCAUAAUAAUGAUUGUAACUUUCCAAAUAACCUGUAUAUAUUAUUUCGGUUAACGUCAGACUUUCAAGUGACAAAUAUUUUUAGGCUUGCAUUCUGAAACUGAGCCCAACUGUGAUUAGUUCAUUUUUUAUUAUGAGCGUUGUUUCAGAAUGUAAGUCUUGAUAAUUUCUUUUGCUGUGGCCAAUGCCCACAGAUCACUAAACCAUAGUUCAAUCUACCCUCCGUGGCAUUAAUCGUUGUAAUUAUAUAAAUCAAUUGUUUUAUCUCCGGAAAGUUAUUUUAAUUUAAGCAUUCUUUAGGUGUCGGUGACAUCGUCUGUUUACUAAACAAAUAUCAACUCUAAUGUCACACUGUUUAUAUUCAAUUCAGUUUGGCACAGAUCAAGUGGACUGCAACUAAAGUUUUUAGUAAAAGCUGUUUUAAAUCCAGUUUUCCUUGCAGGUCCUUUUAUGAAGACUAAAAAGCACAAUAUUGUUUUUUUUCUUGUCUUGAUCUGAUAUGGCACAAAGAAAAGUUGUUAUCAAUGUCUGAUAUUUUAGAUUUCGAUUGAUUUCACAAAAUAAUGCGCGCAUUGAGUUGACUUAGUUCAUCCGACUUUUACAUUUUAUUAGUAAGCGCUCUCAAUAAUUAUAGAUUUUAGCUUUGUGUAUAAUAAUAACUAUUUAAGAUGAGUUCUUAGAUUAUUUGUUGACAGUUAUUGUUAUAUAGGUGUAGGCAACAUUUUACUUGGGAUUUAAUUGUGGAGAUUUUAAUAGGAAGUUUCUAAUGUCACUGCACACACUAUUAUGUUUUCUUAUAUCAUUUUAUAAAUAUCGGAUUAAAAUAAAAAAAGAAACUUUUUACUGGAUUGAUAUGAAAAUAUAAGCAUAUUUGACAUAAGAAGUUCUGUAAUUUUAGUUUUAAAUUCGAUUUUAAAAGUAUGCUUACGUUAAUAUUGAUGUUAUAAAAUUGAAAUCUUAACAAUAUUAUUAAGAAUGUUGAUAAUUAACCCUAUUUAUCCUUAUGACCUUUGAAGUCAGUAAAUAAUAAGCUUUGUGCAUUUACCUGCAUUUAUUUGCGAUCCAAAGUUACUACAAGUCCAACAGAAAUGAAAUAAAUGCCAAAUAUGAGUACAUUACUCAUACUUUGAUUUCAUAUAAUUUGUGUAUUGUCGCGUAGAUAGAUAAUAUGUAAUUAACACAAGUAGUUAUAAAACAAUAACAAACGUUUAACGUAACGUUAACGGAAUAUUAUGAUAAAACAAUGAAAAUGACUAAUCAUACAAUGCACACCAAAGUAGGGAUGUUAUGGAUAUGUAGUUUCGGUUAUGGAUACGGUUACGGAUAUGGGAAUAAUAAUAUUAUACCGGUUUCGGUUACGGAUAUUUUCUUCUUUUGGAUAUCCGAAAGUUUCGGUUACGGUGACGGAUAUCUGUGCUUUAGAAUGCAAUUUGCAAUAGUUGUCCAACACGGUUCAUUCAUGGCCGCACACUUUACAUCGAAUAAAAAGUAAUGAAAAAAUAAAAAUUGAUACUAGAUGGCAUUAUAAAGGUAAAUCA
Messenger RNA from Ostrinia nubilalis (European corn borer), 4490 nucleotides. Its product is annotated as peroxisomal acyl-coenzyme A oxidase 3. Gene Ontology annotation, cellular component: peroxisome. The coding region runs from base 389 to 2458 and encodes 689 amino acids. Gene Ontology annotation, biological process: lipid homeostasis; fatty acid beta-oxidation using acyl-CoA oxidase. Gene Ontology annotation, molecular function: FAD binding; pristanoyl-CoA oxidase activity; fatty acid binding. The transcript has 12 exons. NCBI's taxonomy places the organism in Eukaryota, Metazoa, Arthropoda, Insecta, Lepidoptera, Crambidae. The record is from RefSeq and is a predicted model, not a curated record.